AUAUAGAAGCUGCUCGAGUGGUCAUUUUUACAGUAAAGCAGUCUCCUCAAAAGAGUAAAGAAAGAGAAAAAGAGUGAUAAGAGUGAGAAAGAGGAUAUGGAUCCCGAAGGUUUCACGAGUGGCUUAUUCCGAUGGAACCCAACUAGAGCUAUAGUUCAAGCACCAACUCCGGUUCCUCCACCGCAGCAGCAGCAGCAGCAACCGCCGGCAACGCCGCAGACGGCAGCGUUUGGAAUGCGACUAGGUGGUUUGGAGGGUUUGUUCGGUCCUUACGGAGUACGUUUUUACACGGCGGCAAAGAUAGCGGAGCUAGGUUUUACGGCGAGCACGUUGGUGGGCAUGAAGGACGAGGAGCUUGAGGAUAUGAUGAAUAGCCUCUCUCAUAUCUUUCGUUGGGAGCUUCUUGUCGGCGAACGGUACGGCAUCAAAGCUGCCGUCAGAGCUGAAAGGAGGCGAUUGCAAGAAGAGGAAGAAGAGGAAUCUUCUAGACGCCGUCAUUUGAUACUCUCCGCCGCAGGUGAUUCCGGCACUCAUCACGCCCUUGAUGCUCUCUCUCAAGAAGAUGGCUGGACAGGGUUAUCCGAGGAGCCAGUUCAGCACCGAGACCAGACUGAUGCGGCGGGGAUUAACGGAGGAGGAAGAGGAGGUUAUUGGGAAGCAGGGCAGACAACGAUGAAAAAGCAACGCCGAAAGAAAGCGAUUGCGACGUCAGUGGAAACCGAUAAUGACGGCAACGAAGGUGAUGAUGACGACGGGAUGGAUAACAGUAACGAAAGUGCGUUGGGGACGGAGAGACAGAGAGAGCAUCCGUUUAUUGUAACGGAGCCAGGGGAAGUAGCACGUGGUAAAAAGAACGGUUUGGAUUAUCUUUUCCACUUGUACGAACAGUGCCGCGAGUUCCUUCUUCAGGUCCAGACCAUUGCUAAAGACCGCGGCGAAAAAUGCCCUACCAAGGUGACGAACCAGGUGUUUAGGUACGCGAAGAAAUCGGGGGCGAAUUACAUAAACAAGCCAAAAAUGCGACACUACGUUCACUGUUACGCACUCCACUGCCUUGACGAAGAAGCUUCAAACGCUCUCCGAAGAGCGUUUAAAGAACGUGGUGAGAACGUUGGGUCGUGGCGUCAGGCUUGUUACAAGCCACUUGUGGACAUAGCUUGUCGUCAUGGGUGGGAUAUAGACGCUGUUUUUAACGCUCAUCCUCGACUUUCCAUUUGGUAUGUUCCCACUAAGCUGCGUCAGCUCUGCCAUUUGGAGCGGAACAAUGCGGCUGCGGCUUUGGUUGGCGGUAUUAGCUGCGAGGGAUCGUCUGCGUCUGGACGCUUUGGGGUUUAAUUAGUUAGUUCAUGAGUUGUUGUGGUUUACUUGUUCGUUAUCUUAAUUAAUUAUGGGCCUUUAAUUUAGUCUUUCUUGGCUAAUUUUUUUGAACAAAUCUUUCUUGGCUAAUU
Messenger RNA from Raphanus sativus (radish), 1448 nucleotides. Its product is annotated as putative transcription factor BOFH. The transcript is spliced from 3 exons. Gene Ontology annotation, molecular function: DNA binding. The record is from RefSeq and is a predicted model, not a curated record. Gene Ontology annotation, biological process: regulation of DNA-templated transcription. The coding region runs from base 97 to 1335 and encodes 412 amino acids. Lineage: Eukaryota; Viridiplantae; Streptophyta; Magnoliopsida; Brassicales; Brassicaceae.